Messenger RNA from Triticum urartu, 2161 nucleotides. Lineage: Eukaryota; Viridiplantae; Streptophyta; Magnoliopsida; Poales; Poaceae. The record is from RefSeq and is a predicted model, not a curated record.
CCCGGCAGGUGCUCCUUCCUUUCCGGCCACAACCCUCGCUCCGCCAGCCAUGCCGCCGCCGCCGGCGACGCUGCCGGACGAGCUCCUCGAGGAGAUCCUCCUCCGCCUCCCGCCGGGCGACCCCGGGUGCCUCUUCCGCGCCUCCCUCGUCUGCAAGCCCUGGCGCAGCCGCCUCACCGGCCCCGCCUUCUCCCGCCUCUACCGCGAGUUCCACGGGGCGCCUCCCUUGCUGGGAUUCUUCGAGAACGACGAGACGGUCUUCUGCUGGUUCGCUCCCUUGACCCCCACCUCCCCCUUCCUCCCGGUCCACCCCGGCCGGUGUGAUCUCUUCACGCUCGACGCUCGCCAUGGCCUCGUCCUCUUAAAUACUCUCGGCGGGCACGGCGAACCUGUGUGCCUCAUCAUGUGGGACCCCAUUUGCCACCGCCAGUGGCGACUGCCCUUGCCCGAGUUCGUGGACUAUCCAACCGUCCCGGACUGCGCGGCGGCGGUGCUCUGCGCCGACGAUGGCUGCGACCACAUCGACUGCCAUGGCAACCCCUUCCGUGUGGUCUACGUGGGCACCGAUGAAGAGGGGGUCGCGCAAGCUUGCGUCUACUCUUCAGAGGACCGUUCCUGGAGCUCCGUGACACCUUGUGAGCACCCUGACUUGCCCAUGCACGUCAUUAGCUCUCAGCCCAAUGCCCUUGUAGGAGAUGCAGUCUAUUUCUUGUGCCAUCAGGAAACGUUCAUCCUGCAGUAUGACUUGCUCAACCAGGAACUAUCAAUGAUUUACUGGCCACCCUUGCCAAAGUGCAAGUGCGGCGAAUAUAUCCUUAUGCCCACAGAGGACGGUGUGCUGGGGUGUGCCACCCUGAAGGACUCCAAGCUCGAAUUAUGGUCGAUGGAGGCUGGCACAGACGGAGCUGUGAAAUGGGCAAUACGUAGAGUCGUGGUGCUCGAGAACUUGCUACCCUCUCCGCCCAGAUAUGCGAUCAGCUGUGCCAAUGGAGUUGAUGUCUUUUUCGUGCGGACAGAUCUUGGCACCUUCACAGUUGAGCUUAAUUCAGGCCGAGUGAAGAAGGUAUCCAACAGCACUCACAUCAUCCCCUACAUGAGUUUCUACACUCCAGAUCAAGCUGGGGGUAUAAAGCCUCCAUCAGCCAUGGCUUCCUCCUCAGAGAGCGUUGAGAAGGCCCGAGACGAGCACCAUGAUCUGCUGCGGCCACACUCAAGUGGGAAUCUGGGCUUUGAGAAGGAGAAAUGGGUAGAGAAGGGCAAGGAGGAUUGUGAAUGUGAGGAGGAUGGAUGGGAGGAGGAGGCCGAGGAAGAGGAUUGGGAAUGGAAUGGGGAUAAAGCUCAGGAGCUGUUUGACGAGGGGUCCAAGGCCAUCGAGGAAGGGCAAUUGGUCCACGCCGAGGACUGUUUCUACACUGCCCUUAGGAGCAGGGUGUUAUAUUAUGGGAGACUUUCUCCAAUGUGUAUUAGCACAUAUUACAAAUAUGGAUAUGCUUUGCUGUACAAAGCUCGAGCCGAGAUUGCACCAUAUCAAGACUGGCGGAAGAGUAGAACUAGCAGAGAUGAUACUGGAAGCUCAAAGGCAUCUGGUAGUAAUGUAAGGGAAGGUGAUACUGAAAAAGAUUUGGAUCUGGCCUGGAAAAUGUUGCAUAUUGCGAAGGCAAUACUUGAAAAGAGUCCUUGCGAUCCUAUUGUGGAAGUCCUUACAUAUUGUUCUCUUGCUGAAGUUUCUAUGGAAAGAGAAGACAUACACUACUCACUCAGUGCUUGGUUCAAAGCUUUAGCCAUCUUGGAGCAUUUGAUUGAGCCUGACCAUAGUCGGAUUAUCUUAAUAAACUUCCACAUAUUUCUGGCCUUCAAGUCUGCAUCCAAGAUUGGAGAUGCGGUUCCAUAUGCUGCAAAGGUUAUUUCAUUCAUCAAGUCACGUAUGCAGAAGCUGAAUAAGGCCUACGAUGCUUUCUUGGCUGUUGAAGGUGAUAAUACUCCUGGUGCUGAAGUUAGCUCAGAAAAAUCCUCGCUGGACAAUGACAAAGAAUUCAUUGCUGCCUUACUCAAUGAAGUAGAGGAGCAGGUAAAUAAGUCAGUUCCUUCAUGUAAUCUGGAUGGCUUACCUCAUGAACCUAAUAAUACCGUAGUACUGUAUGAAGAACUAAAACAUGUUUGA